AUGUUUAUGUUAGAAGAAUUAUCGUUGGCAAUUAGCGUUACAUUGAAAAAGAAUCUUCAGUUUUCAAUUACAGAACACUAUCAAAGCAAUACCAUAAAACACUUUAAGACAAACUUCACAUGUCGUCAGAAUUUUAUAGAUAAGGAGAAGGGAAACUUUAGUACACAUGAUGUCUUGAUGACUUUACAUUCAUUUCAUCUCAUCCGUGGAAAUUUGAUGCCACUUUACAAAGUACCUGAGAUGCGCUCAGAAUAUUUUUCAUUAUUAUCUCAAAUAUAA
Messenger RNA from Clunio marinus, 279 nucleotides. The record is from the annotation of a GenBank genome assembly. NCBI's taxonomy places the organism in Eukaryota, Metazoa, Arthropoda, Insecta, Diptera, Chironomidae.